Pelagomonas calceolata is the source of this 1298-nucleotide messenger RNA. The record is from the annotation of a GenBank genome assembly. Lineage: Eukaryota; Pelagophyceae; Pelagomonadales; Pelagomonadaceae.
CAGCGAUCCGCCGCGUGCGCCACCGAGGCCGACGCGCCGCGCCAGCCACGUAGAGGAACCUUCGCCACAGCCAGCCGUAACCCGGCGCCGCGCCAGCCGCACCGCGCCGUCGCCGCGCAUCACCGACAGCUACGCCGCAGCCGCACCGCGCCGCCGCCGCGCAUCAGCGAUAGCUACGCGUACCGCACCGCCGCCGCGCAUCACCGAUAGCUACGCAGCGACGAGCCACGCGCGUGACCGCUAGCGCCACAAAGACAACCAUGCCCCAGGCCGACUGGGACACGGACGAAGGACUCGAGGAGAUCGCCAAGUUUUGUAGAAACGGCUUCCCGGUGCGGAGCGGCAUCGAGAGAUUGAGGAACGCGCACGACACGGAUCGGAGGGUCGAGUAUUUCAGGGGCGAGAAGCUCACCAUAUUCUUACUGGGAGACUUGGACGACGACGAUAAUGGCAAGAAGAAGAAGAAGCAGAAGGGCCGGCCGUUUACCGCCAAGGACACGGAGGAGGCGAGAAACGUUGUGACAAGCAUGAUGGCCGCGGGCUACAUCCACCGAGCGACGCGAGUAGGCAAAGGGCAAUUAGAAUGGGAACCCAAACAAACCUGGGAGCCGCGGGACUACUAUGUCUGGGACUACGAGGGCUCGAAGGGCUUUAGUAAUUUCAUGACGGGGCUGCUCAUCGUAGGCAUGCUCGUCUGCACGUGCUUCCCGAUCUGGCCCCACUUCCUCAAAGUUUAUCUCUGGUACCUCAGUGUUACGUUCUUGAUCUUCAUGAGCAUCUUCUGCACGCUACGGAUGUUACUAUUUAUGAACUUUUGGGUUUUGGGGUAUGAAUUCUGGAUCCUGCCGAAUUUGUUCGACGAGUCCCUCACAUUUGCGGAGUCCUUCAAGCCGGGCUACUCCUUCGACCCCGGCGCGAAGGGUCAGAGAUACUACCGGGCGGCGCUGUUCAUGGGCACGGUCGCGUUUUUCGCGUGGGCUUAUAAUCAACCCACCGAUUUCGAUUUGUUCGUCGAAGCGCAGAAGGAGUUCAUCGAUGAUCUCUACGAUGGGAAGUUACUCACGGAUUUUAGUCAGCAGUCGAAGGACGAUAUUGAUCUCGUGAAAAGACCGUCGUGGGCCGAAUUGGCGGCCGAGGAGAUCAAAUCUAGGCAAGAGGAAGAAGAGGCCGAAAAAAUACAAGAGAUGCACCGCAAGAAUCUGCAGGGCGAGCAGGACCCGGACUACGACCCGGACGCCGAGGCCGAGGAGGCGGACGCGAUGAUGGAAGCAUUAUUGGGGGACGACGGGGACGAGUAG